AUGAGACUUCUUACAACAAAUAAGGCCUCAUUCUCGAGGGGCAAUGAGGUCUUGAAAGCCUUCAUUGGGCUGAGGAAUAAUGCUACAAGGAAUGUGAGAGUCUGUGGACAAUGUCGAUAUAAUUCUUCAGUGGCAGAUCUUUCGUCUAAGGCUACGAAUGCUUCGGAUCCCAUUACAUCUAAAGAAUAUAAAAAAGAUGAGUGGUACAAUGUGCCACAAUCGAUUACUGAUUCCCUCUCUCGAAGUCUACAUACAACCUUAGAUCAUCCUAUUUCCAUAACUCGCUCAAUAAUCGAAUCAAGAUUCCCCUCACCUACCUACAAGUACCAUAAUACAUUCUUCCCCGUCGUAUCUACGCAUCAAAAUUUUGAUUCUCUGGGGUUCCCAUCGGAUCAUCCUGGGCGAAGUAAGACGGAUACAUACUAUAUCAAUAAGGAAACGGUAUUACGAACUCAUACAAGUGCCCACCAAGCAGAUGUAUUUCGCAGUAACCAGAGUGAAGGUUUCCUUAUUAGUGCAGACGUAUACCGCAGAGAUGCAAUCGAUCGAAGCCAUUAUCCUAUUUUCCACCAAAUGGAAGGGGCAAGGAUGUGGGACAGAGCCAAGGUUCCUAAAGGAGACAUCGCAGCUGCUAUAUGGAAAGAUAUCGAUGCUCUCCCCAAGCAUGAUAUGAAAGUCGAAGAUCCAAAUCCACCUUUUCACGCGGAGAGAAAUCCAUUACAAGGAGAGCAUACCGAAGCGGAAGCUGAAGCUAUUGCGGCACAUCUCAAGAAGAGUUUGGAGUUGAUGGUGGCAGAGAUAUUUUCUCGCGCAAAGCAAGCAGCCAUAAAAGCAGAUCCCAAUUUCAUCGAUGAGCCAUUAAAAGUAAGGUGGAUAGAAGCUUAUUUCCCGUUCACAAGUCCAUCCUGGGAGCUAGAAAUCUUUUGGCAAGGGGAUUGGUUAGAAGUGCUUGGAUGUGGUGUUGUUAAGCAGGAUAUCAUGCAGAAUGCAGGUGUGCCAGAUCAAUUAGGAUGGGCGUUCGGUAUAGGUUUGGAAAGAAUCGCCAUGUUACUUUUCGAAAUUCCAGAUAUUAGACUGUUUUGGUCCAAAGAUGAGAGGUUUCUAAGUCAGUUCAAAGGAGUUUCGGAGAACCUAGAGAAUUUGAGGAGAUAUAUUCCAUUCUCGAAACAUCCCGCAUGCUACAAAGAUGUUUCCUUUUGGUUACGAUCAUCCUCUUCGGCAGGAGGUGGUAAUGCGGCCAAUGCGCACGAUUUCCAUGAGAAUGAUUUCAUGGAGAUUGUUAGGGAUAUAGGAGGAGACAGAGUGGAGGAUGUCAAAAAGGUAGAUGAAUUUACACAUCCGAAAACUGGCCGCAAGAGCAUGUGCUAUAGGAUUAAUUAUAGGAGUUUGUUGAGAACUCUAACGAACGAAGAGACGAAUAAAAUGCAUGAAGAGGUCAAAAAGGAAUUGGCUGGGAAACUAGGUGUAGAGUUAAGAUGA
Messenger RNA from Botrytis fragariae, 1479 nucleotides. RefSeq names its product putative phenylalanyl-trna synthetase protein. The coding region runs from base 1 to 1479 and encodes 492 amino acids. Gene Ontology annotation, biological process: phenylalanyl-tRNA aminoacylation. NCBI's taxonomy places the organism in Eukaryota, Fungi, Ascomycota, Leotiomycetes, Helotiales, Sclerotiniaceae. Gene Ontology annotation, cellular component: cytoplasm; mitochondrion. Gene Ontology annotation, molecular function: tRNA binding; ATP binding; phenylalanine-tRNA ligase activity. The record is from RefSeq and is a predicted model, not a curated record. The transcript has 2 exons.